This is a messenger RNA of Petromyzon marinus (sea lamprey), 5867 nucleotides long. RefSeq names its product hepatoma-derived growth factor-related protein 2-like. Lineage: Eukaryota; Metazoa; Chordata; Hyperoartia; Petromyzontiformes; Petromyzontidae. Gene Ontology annotation, molecular function: histone H3K9me2/3 reader activity; histone H3K27me3 reader activity. The record is from RefSeq and is a predicted model, not a curated record.
CAACCCGACCCCUCCCACCCUCCUGCAGACGAUCGGCGGCCGCUUUGGCGCGCGCCCUGGGAGCUCCCUCCGAGAGGCUUCGCAGCGGCCUCCAUUUCACGGGACGACGACGCCGCCGACGACGCCGCCGCCGACGCCGCCGCCGACGCCGCGGGCUGCCAUCGAAGAACCAAAACGAAAAAUCGCUUCGCCAUUAAUACAGCGACGCCUCGGAGCGGUGGGUUGGGGGAGCAACGCGAGGCGAAUCUCUGGCCCGUCGCAGGCCACGGUGCUCGCGUUGUCGUUCGCAUCGGGCAGCAGCAGCAGCAGCAAUCAGUCGCUUGUUUAGCGAGUCGCGGCCUAGAACCCAUCCGCUGGUCACCACCAACCCACCCGGUCUGGACUAAGAAAACCCUCGUCACUCCUCCUCCGCGGAGCGAAGGGCCUCCUCGCAGGCCGGCCGAGCGACCCCUGGGUCCCGGCGAACCGGAGCGGGGCUUUUCCUCCGGCGAACGAGGCUUUGCGGCUCGAAGCGGACGGCGAUGGCACGCGAGUACAAGCCCGGCGACCUGAUCUUCGCCAAGAUGAAGGGCUACCCGCACUGGCCGGCACGGAUCGAUGAAGUGGCAGAGGGAGCGGUGAAGCCUCCGUCCAGCAAGUAUCCCAUCUUCUUUUACGGAACUCACGAAACGGCCUUUCUAGGUGUGAAGGAUAUAUUCCCAUAUCUCCAGACCAAGAACAAGUAUGGCAAGCCCAAUAAGCGCAAGGGCUUUAACGAGGGCCUCUGGGAGAUUGAGAACAACCCCAAUGUCAAGUUUUCCACUCUCAAGCAGAGUUCAGCCCCGUCGGAGAGCGGCAGUGAGGCCAGCGAAGCGGAGGGCAGUGAGCCGUACGGGGGGCGGACGUCCCCACCGGUGAGAGACAGCAGCGAAGGAGAGAGGGCGCCAUCGGACCUGGAGGAAGUGGACGAUUCUGGCACUCACGACAAAGUCCCACCACCGCCUGCCAAGCGUAAAAAACCUGAAGUCGUCUUGGAUGUGCCGGCCAAACGAGUGAGGCGUUCGUCUAGCGAGGAGGCAGGAGCUGCGGAAAGCGGUGCGGAGAUGGAGGAAUUCCCCGAGGCUUCUCGGAGCCCCUCGGGCUCGGAGUACGAGGAGGAGAGUUCUCACGACUCGGACAAGGGCAGCGACGAGGACUUUUCCCCAGAGCGGGUGAAAGGGGCGACGCGGGGUGGCCGAGCGAGCAGCGGCCCAGCGCGUGGGGGAAGGAGGAAGAAGUCAAAGUCCGUGUCUGAAUCUGAAUCGGAGGAAGCGGACGAUUCCAGCGCUCACGAAAAGGUUCCGUCGCCUGACAAGUCUGAGAAGCCUCGUCCAGCCAGCUCGGAGAGCGACUCGGCCGAAGAGCCGUCGCUCGAGGUUUUUUCAAACCCCCCUGAGAGAGUAGUUGAAAAGAAGGCUCCAGCAAAGCCUCGUCCCAGGAAGGUGGAGAAGCCGCCAUCACCCGUCUCGUCUGACUCCAGCAGCGAGAGCGACGACGGGGACCGCGUGAGCGAGUGGAAGCGGCGUGACGAGGCGCGGCGACGUGAGCUCGAGGAACGCCGGCGCCGCCAGGAGGAGGAUGAGCUGCGCAGGAUGCGCGAACGCGAGGAGGAGGACCGCCUCCGCGAGGAGGAGGAGAAGAAGAAGGAGCGGGACGAUGUCAAAAAGGACAAGAAGGGCAAAGAGGACAAAAAGGACAAGGAGCCCAGGAAGGGGAAGAAGGAGGAAGUGAAGAAGAAGCCAGUGGAGAAAAGUCGACCGAAGCCUUCCUCGUCCUCCUCCGACUCCGAGGUGGAGGUGAAGAAGGAGAAGAAAGAGAGCGCUCCUCGUAGGGCGCCGCCCAAAAGGCAGCCCGACCGCAAGCCGGCCAAGGAGAAGAAGCAGCUGAAGGAAGAAGAGAAGGAGCGCAAAAAGCAGGAGAAGCUGCAGCUAAAAAAGGUGGAGAAGAAACGAGAAAUAUCCAUGGAGCAGCGGCUCAACAAGCUGCACGUGGAGAUGAAGCUUUCGCUGAGCUACGCCAACCCCGACAUUGUCAAAUGUUUACAAUGCAUGGAUGAGCUGGGUUCCCUAAAGCUGACGGCCCAGCUGCUGCACAAACACCAGGACCUCGUCGCCACCCUGAAAAAAGCGCGGCGGUAUAAAGCGAACGAGGACGUCAUGAAGAAGGCGACUCUCGUCUACAACAACCUGAAGAACGCGUUCGUGGGCCCCGGCGGUGGCGAGAGACCGGGCCGACCCAGCGGGGAUCGGCUCAGCACCGACACCGCUCCGACGGCGGCCGAGGACGGAGCGGAAACGCAGAAGAAAAACGACGCCGGUGGAGAAGAUUUGAGUGUGAACGGGGCAAUACAGAAGCAAGACAUGGAUGCGAGGGAGGAACAGACCCAAGAUGCGAUGAAGUCGGAGCAGCCCAAGGAGAGCGCCCAUCUAACACCAGCAGCAGGCCCUGUCGAGAAGCCACCUACCGGUGGGCCAGCUGUCGCCACAUCGACGGAACCUGCGAACGGGAGCUGAGAAAACCGUGUCGUCUGCAUUGCAACAUUUGGCUUCGUCGCAGUUCCCUUGACAUCACGCAAAUCACACGCAGUCAUGCGCACAACACUCGCGGGUAUACGCGCACGUGACGCACACACCUGCUCGCCGCGAGAAUACCGCGCGUUCUCCAGCCUCAACCUUAAUGCUAGGUCUGCGCUACGUGAUAAUGACAAGCACUGUGGCAGGCAAUGUUGCUACCAUGGUCCUGCGCAGGGUGGGGGGGGGGUGGUUGGGCACCAUUGUACAGCCACACGGUCUUUGGAAAAAAAAGUGUGGAUUUUCCAUUGAGAACACAAUUAUGCAGAUUGUGGGUUUAUUGUACUCACCUCUUAUCAUUGUGGGGAACUUUUGUUGUCCAUUGUCCUUCUGCAGGCGUUGUCAAAAAGCCAGCUUUCUCCCACGUGUGCAGCAGUGGUUACCAAUUCCCAAGGAGCUGCUCUCCACUAAUGGCAACUGUGGUCCCACAUGCACAGGGGGGGCUGGUUGGCAGUCAAAAGUCGAGUUGAUAAUGUAGUUUGUAGUCCGUCUUUAAUUCUACCCAUUACCAUUAUUUCGUCGGUACUGUAUAUGAAGUGAGCCUUAAGAAGUGUGGACGUGGGUAUUUAGAAGCCACUGCUGUGACUAGUUAAUAGAGAGACAGAGCGGGCCCAGUCCCCAGAAUAAAACGUGACCCUAGGAAGAGGCUUCUUCAAUGUGCUUCAUUAGCCCAGCUGUGACGUGUGGUGGGUUUUUCGCAACCUGUGUUAAAGUGGAAUGUCGCUGAGCUGAUUACUGUGCAGUCUCCACCUCUCCUUGCAUUGGGAGCGCUCCCUACAUCUUUAAUGGAUUUCCACCUCGUGAAAAAGUUACAUCAAAGCACAAGUGUGAUCAAAUAGCGCUGAAAGUUGGGCUGUAAACUGUGGAUUGUUCACACCUCUGCGAACCAACAGGUGCCAUUUAUGACCCUUUUUUAAUACCUUAUGUAUUUGAUAACUCUUUGGACAACUGAAAUUUAGUCUUUAACGGUUUUAAAAGCGUACACAUUUAAAAUUGUGAGUGGGGUGUUUCGCAAUGCGGGGGCAAAGUGAGGCUGUGGCGGCUGGUCAUUGAGUUGUGCCGUUUAACAUCGGUACAAGCUUCUAUGGAAGUGGCUGAUGCAGAAAAGUAUCUUCGUAAUGCAUCCGCCAAUGCUGGAAUUAAAGCCAAUUGGUCUGGUAGAGACACAGGCGACCUGUGUGAUAUCUCCUGGAAUUAAUAAGAAUCCCAGGCUUGUCGAAGUGAAUUGUUGCAGCAGCUUAGCCAGCGAGUCCAGGAUUUCCCGCUCGCUCCCGUGUGCAUCCUUGCCAAGGCCACUGCUUCUCUAGUUUAGAAUUGCAGUUAUUGUAGGCACCUCGGACUGGCAUUUCAGGUCUCCCUUAUGUUAAGUUUUGUAUGAAUGUACCAGUGUGUAGCGUAUUUCCGAUCUCCCAAUGUGUUCCGCUCCGCUUUGCAACGCCGUGUGCACAAGUUAUUGUUACUGAUAGAGAGUAGCCUCUAUAUGGUUAUGGGCUGCAGACGCUCUACGUUUCACACAACGCGCACACGAUUAGCAGGUUUUUUUUUUAAGACAUUUGAAAUGAAUUGGAAAAAAAUAUAUAUCUGUGCUGUGCAGACUGUAUUAUGCCAUGCGUGGAUUAUACUUCCAAUUGGAUUAAUUUUAUGGUGUAAUUGGAUUGGCCAUUGAUAAUGUAACUCUUGGCUGUUUAGAUGUGAUGGUUUGUUAUUUUUAAUAAUUUUUUUUAUAUAUGUUGAGCAGUCUUAGUUCUGCAGCGAAAAUCAGUAGGAACCUUUAAACACUUCUAGAUUUAAAGCUUUCGUGACUGCAAGGAUCCAUACUCUUUGGUUCUAUUCGGUAAAGUCACGUAGGUAAAAAAUAAAACAACAAAAAUCACGACGUUUCGGCCACAACACAUGAAGGCCGCUUGUGUUGUGGCCGAAACGUCAUGAUUUGUUUUAUUUUUUACCUACGUGACUUUACCGAAUAGAACCAAAGAGUAUGAACCUUUAAACACCUUAAAAUGACUGGUACGGUGUUAUAGUGAGGCCAGCGAUUAAGAACGUUAUUAAUGCGCUGUUCGUAAAACGUUACUGCCUGCAGUUAAACGUUCAGACAGUUCAGAAAUGCCUACCUUCAAUAUAACAAGCUGACCAAAAAGAAAGAGUAUGAUCGAACCAGUUUGGUUGGCUGGAAUCUGUAUCUCUUUAGGAAGUUUUAGUCGUUAACCCAUUGAGUUUUUUUUAUAUUUUCCAUAUAAAUUGGUGUAAAUGAGUUUGCCACAUAACACAUGGACCAAAUUAUCAAAGAUCAAAAGCAAUAAAACGGACAUUUCUCGCCAUUAUCAGUUAAAAUCCAAACGUGUUCAUAUUUUCUUGCCGCUGCUGGUGUGCAGUCAAGCGCCCACCACAAUCGCUAUUCACAUGGCACGUUUCCGCUUUUAUACUAUGACCUGUUAAAUAUCAUCACGCUGUUACUUCCCUGGUUAUAAGCAGCACCAUCGGUCCUCAAUAUAACAAUGUCUGCCAAUCGUGUUGAUCUUUGAAAAUGUUCUACCAUGUUUUACAUUACUGGUGACUCACUGAACAGCCCGUUUCCCCCAGGGUGCGACUGACCCUCCCAAAAAUGUGCCCGUUCACGUUGUAUUGAUACAUUGUUUAAUACAUUUGGAGAAGGCAUCCUUUCCUCAAACGGCAGUUUUUUUAGGAAGUCCCGUUUGUUCAAAUAACACUUGUCAUCAACAGGUUUUCCCAGAGACCAGUGUUUUUCAUUGCAAGGCCUGUAGGCCUUUGGCAGCCCUUAAUACACCCCAUCGUGCUGUCAAAACUCAAUGGUUUCAAAUGUGCAGCGGUCGUCGCACUGAUGUCUUAUCGGCGAAAGUGCCACACCCCCCCCCCUGAAAAUGAGUGUCCCUCCCCAAGCCUUGCGGGUUGUGUACGGGUUAUUUCAGCAUCUUCACCACACCGUUUAGUGCGGGUAAGUGAAGGCAGGGCGCAUAGACGUUGGGAGCAUUGCACAGUACAAUAAUGUAUUUUGCUCCACCGUACCCAGUUGGCAACGUAGCCCCGUGAGUAAAGCAGCAGCAGCAGUGUUGGCAGGCAAUUUGUCAACCGCAUUUCUCUGGCCAUGUGAACAUCUUCCAGCAGAAACCAAGGUGUAUGAAGAUACUUAAAAAUAGGUUUAAGUGUAAGUGACGCUAUGUAAAUAUGUGCCAGACUUAAACAUUUCCUACUCUUCACAAGUUGUGUUUGUGUGCCUGUGUUUUGACUAUACAAUUCAUUAAAACAUUGUUGGACUUUUUC